AGUCCAAAUUGCUGCUGAUCAUCUUGAUGGAGAAGCAAAUGUAUGGUGGCAAUGGAUCUUGCACAAAAAUCAUGGUGAGCACAUGCGUUGGAGAGACUUUGAGAAGGAACUUAUCACGAGGUUUGGUUCGAGUGAUUACCUUGAUUACGAUGAAGCUUUGUCUCGAAUUAAACAAAGUGGUAGCUUGCGAGAGUAUCAAAAGGAGUUUGAGCGCAUUGCUAGUAGGGUGCGGGACUGGCCCGAGAGUGCACUAGUGGGAACCUUUGUUGGAGGGCUAAAGGCUGAGUUAGCAGCAGAGGUGAGGUUGGAUAGACCAGGAUCGAUGCGAGCAGCCAUGGAUUUGGCUAGAUUGCAUGAGGAUCAUCUCGUAGCAGUACGAAAAGCGAGGCCGAGCGACGUGCGCACGGAAACUAAGCGCACGCAUGCUGCGAUUGAGGAACAAGCGGCGCGAACCGAGAACAAGCCAUUGGGCGAUACUGUGCGCACAACGAGCCAUAUACGGCGGCAUACUGACGAUGAGAUGCAGCGACGACGAGAAAAAGGCCUUUGCUAUUCGUGCAAUGAAAAAUUCACGCCAGGACACAAGUGCAAGGGUAAGGAAGUAUUUUUGUUAGAAAUUGAGGAAGGUUAUGAGGAGGAAAAACCACAAGAGGAGUCCUUGUGGCAUAUGGUUAAGAGCAAGAAGCGUGGUCCAAAGAUGAUCACAUUCACGACUGAAAUUAGGGGUAAAUUUGUGGAAGUAUUGGUUGAUAGUCGGUCUACGCUAAACUUCAUUGAUGAGGAGCUGUCCAAAGAGAUUGAGAUUCCAUUCACCAAGGUAAAACCUUUUGGAGUCAAAGUAGCAAACGGAGAAACACUCCGACGGGAUAUUCUCUUCAAGGGUGUAAAGAUGGAGGCUCAAGGUCAAAACAUGAGAGUGGAUUUAUAUGCCUUGCCAUUGAAGGCGACAGAUAUAGUACUUGGAUGCCAGUGGUUGGAGACUCUUGGUCCAAUCACAACUGAUUAUUGGAAAGGAACCAUGGAGUUCGGGAGAUCGAGUAAGAGGGUCAAGUUCAGGACUGAGGAUCCAGGCGAGUCACCUGACGAGGAUGAAGAGGAUGGUCGUGUUCGGAAGUUGAAUUUUCUUAUCCUUGGGGACAAGGAAAGACUCGAAGAGGAGGGGAAUGAUACGGAAGUGGAGGUUAGCGCCUGCGAAGUUAGUGGAAUUGGGAAGCUAAAAUGCGAGAGGGGCGCAUCGGACCUUGAUGCGCAUGGUUGGGCGAACAAGCGACGCACGCGGGUGGCAACGGGUGCACGUGGUUGCGCCAGUAUUCUUUUAUAUUCGGAUAAGAUAUCUGAUAGAUGUGAGUAUCCGAGUAUUUUAGUAAGUAUAAUGAGCAUAGUACUUAGUAUAUUUGUUUAUAUUUUUUUUUAUGUAGUUGCAGAUACAGCUAUCAGUACAACACUUACAGUUUUCAAAAGUUUUCAACAAGAAAAGGUGGAGACCCAGACUGGGUAUUACAUUGAGUAUAAUAGCUAUUAUCAUGACGUUGCCCGCGUCGUCCCCACUUGCGCGCCCAACGCUUUCCGCGUCCUCGCUGCCCAGGCUCCGCGCGUCCCGGCCACCGUCCGCGCCCCAAUCACCUACGGCGCAUCCUACUGCGUCCGCUGCUGUACGCGUCGUCUCCCUCGCCCGCGGGCCUCGAUCGUCUCUUGCACAUCCCCGUGCGCCUGCUGCGUCGCACGCCACUCCCCCGUCCGCGGACUGCUCACCCGCGUGCCAUCCGCGCCCUGGCGUUACACACCCGAACGCCAACGCGUCCCAAUCGACCUCCGACCCCAUCCGCCUAUCGCUCGACCCUUCGGCUCCACCGUCGGUCGUGCACCCCCGUUCAUCAUCUCGCUACGUCCAUCCGCGCGCAUCAUGGGCCGAUGCGCGCCACUCGCCCAUGAGCCGAUCGCCGUCGCCCCUCUCGUCGGCGAUCGCCACAGUUG
This is a messenger RNA of Striga hermonthica, 1974 nucleotides long. NCBI's taxonomy places the organism in Eukaryota, Viridiplantae, Streptophyta, Magnoliopsida, Lamiales, Orobanchaceae. The record is from the annotation of a GenBank genome assembly.